UCGCGACAUUGACAGAUAAACAAAAUAGAAUAGACGACGUCACAUGUUAUUGUUGACAUCCCACAUAACCUAAAAUGUCUAAGAAAUAAUUGGGUAUUCAUUAAUUAUUAUAAUUAGUUCAAUAGUUUCCUCUUUUAAAAUAAGUAUAAAAAUAAAUAAGCGAGAACACAGUGUGAUCAUUGACGCGCCUUAUUCAGUGCAGAUAAAUCUCUGAAAUACAAGAACCUACUCCAGAUAUUCAAAUGUCGGAAUGUAAUGAUAACUUAACAAGGAACACUAGGCUCCGUACUUUAGAGUCUGUGACAAAGAAUGGUUAUGCAGAUGGUGUGUCCGAUGGUCAAACUGCCCAGUUCCAAGACAGUUUCAAUAUUGGAUACAAACAAGGUUUCACUUUUGGAUUUGAAUUAGGCUUCCAAAAAGCUAUCCCAAGUAUGCAACAGACAAAACCAGAUUUGCAUGAUCAGCGAAAAAUUAACUGUCAGAUUUGUAUUAACAUGGUAAAGGCUGAAGAAAAUAUUGGGAAUUUGCUCAAUAUCCAACAGGAGAAGAAUAAUCAAUAUUUGGGCAUAAAAGACACCACAGAAACAUAAAACAUGUUACUUAAGAUGUAAUGAAAUCGUUUAUAUUGUGAGUUGGGCACAAGUUUUAUAAGUAAAGUUAUUUUGAUAAUGGUAGAGCCAGCAUUACCUAAGUAAUGCAAAAAAUUGCAAAACAAAAGUAGGUAUUGGGAUGAUAAUUUUAUUUAAACUUGACAGCGAUGAGGAUACAUUUUUCGAUGCCCUUUAUUAGUUUUAUGUUUUUUUUUUGUUGUAAAUAUAGAUUUAGUUUAUUUUAAAAUAUAAUGUACAGAUUUUGAGGUGAAUAAAUCUUUUAGACUUAAAAGUUUUGCUGUAUUUUCACAACAUUUUAAAUCUUUUCUUUGUUCUACCAUAAAGCCAUCUCUUCAAAAUAUGUUUAUACUAGUGGAAAACCCGGCUUCGCUCGGGUGAAAUUUGACUCAUAAUACACGUCUAGUUGCAAAAUGUAGGUAGAAAUUUCUGUAGUCAUCGGGUCUCAAGGAAUAUUAAAGAAAUAAGCAAGGCAUAGAUUCGUAUAGCUUCGUUCGUUAUGUUUAAUAAAUAUAAUAAAUAAAAACUGCAAAAGUUUUUA
This is a messenger RNA of Helicoverpa zea (corn earworm), 1149 nucleotides long. RefSeq lists its product as uncharacterized. Bases 243 to 590 code for a protein of 115 amino acids. NCBI's taxonomy places the organism in Eukaryota, Metazoa, Arthropoda, Insecta, Lepidoptera, Noctuidae. The record is from RefSeq and is a predicted model, not a curated record. The transcript has 4 exons.